Molecule: messenger RNA, 4387 nt
Organism: Neocloeon triangulifer
Lineage: Eukaryota; Metazoa; Arthropoda; Insecta; Ephemeroptera; Baetidae
Product: semaphorin-1A-like
Exons: 17
Coding region: 335-2746 (803 amino acids)
Biological process (GO): negative chemotaxis; positive regulation of cell migration; semaphorin-plexin signaling pathway
Molecular function (GO): chemorepellent activity; semaphorin receptor binding
Source: RefSeq, a predicted model, not a curated record
CUCCGUCCUCGCCUCGCCAGUGUCAGAAAAGCCUCCGCAGAGGCAACUCUCGUCGUCGGUGCAUUCGCAUCCCUUUGUCAAUACAAACACACAUACUGUGGGCGUGAUCGCGAGGUGAGGAUAAUUCUUCUUCGCAGUUCAAAGUGAGAGUGCUCGGUCGGCCUUUCCGCGGAUUUCGGCCGCUUUAAUUGUUCUUGUGCGAGUGGAUUUUGUCGCCGAAAGUGCAAAGUCGCCCGUUUCUUAAAGGUGCACGCUUCGAGUGGAUUAACUCGGACCUUUGCAGGUGCAGGAUGGUGUGAUCGGCGUUGUUGGCAGCUUUGCAAGUCGCGGCGCAAUGAACCCCGCGCGAUGCCCAUCCAGUUAUCAGCACAGAAGACUGCUCGAGCCCUGGUCCCACCUGGCCACGGCCCUGGUGCUGCUGCUGCUGCUGGUCGCGGCCAAGGGCGGCGCCUGGGUCGAGGACGCCCGGACCAAAGUCUACGUACAACUCGGAGAAGAAAGACCGGAGCGGUUCCUUGGUAACCAGUCGCACAAGGACCACUUCAAGCUACUCCAGAAAGACCACAACUGGCUGCUAGUCGGCGCGAGAAACAUCGUGUACAAUAUCAGCCUGCAUGAUCUCACAGAAUUCACCGAUUAUAGAAUCGAGUGGCCGGCGAACGCAGCCCACCGAGAGUUGUGCUCACUCAAGGGCAAGUCUGAGGACGACUGCCAGAAUUAUAUCAGGAUUUUGGCGAAAAUCGAUGAGCGGCGGCUGCUCAUCUGCGGCACCAACGCCUACAAACCCCUUUGCAGAAACUACAGACUCCAGGAUGGAGAUUACGUUGUGGAGAAAGAGUACGACGGAAAGGGUUUGUGCCCUUUCGACCCCGACCACAACAGCACAGGCGUGUACUCUGACGGACAGCUGUACACGGCCACUGUUGCAGACUUUUCGGGCACCGACCCGAUGAUUUAUCGCAAAACUUUGCGAACCGAAAGAUCCGACCUGAAGCAUUUGAAUGCUCCAAACUUUGUGAAUUCGUUCUCGUACAAAGACUACGUGUUUUUCUUCUUCCGGGAAACCGCCGUGGAAUACAUCAACUGCGGCAAGGCCGUGUUUUCUCGAGUGGCCCGCGUGUGCAAACACGACAAAGGCGGUCCGCACCAGUUCGGAGACAGGUGGACGUCGUUCCUCAAGUCCCGUCUCAACUGUUCCGUCCCAGGGGACUACCCCUUUUACUUCGAUGAGAUUCAGUCGACGAGUGAGAUCGUCGACGGGCAGUACGGCGGCGUCGGCGACCAGUUGGUGUACGGGGUGUUCAGCACCCCCGUCAACUCGAUCAGCGGCUCGGCCGUGUGCGCGUUCAGCAUGAACGACGUGAUGCGCUCGUUCGACGGCCAGUUCAAGGAGCAGGAGACGAUGAACGCCAACUGGCUCGCCGUGCCUGGCAACAAGGUGCCCGAGCCGCGACCCGGCGAGUGCGUCAACGACUCGCGCACCCUCCCGGACGUCACCGUCAACUUCGUCAAGAACCACGCGCUGAUGGACAAGCCUGUGCCUUCCUUCUUCGGACAACCAAUUGUUAUCCGCAUUAGCAUGCAGUACCGCUUCACGAAAAUCGCCGUGGACUCGCAAGUGGCGACGGCCGACGGCAAGAAGUACGACGUCAUCUUCAUCGGGACGGACAACGGCAAGGUGAUCAAGACGCUGAACGCGGCGUCGUUCGACUCGCGCUCGGACGUGAGUCCGGUGGUGAUCGAGGAGAUCCAGGUGCUUCCCAACAACAUCGCCGUCAAGAACCUGUACGUGGUGCGCAUGGCGGGCGCGCUGGACAAGUCCAAGCUGGUGGUCGUGUCCGACGACGAGAUCCAGGCCGUCAAGCUGCACCGGUGCGGCAGCGACAAGAUCACCUCGUGCAGGGAGUGCGUCGCCCUGCAGGACCCGUACUGCGCCUGGAGCGUCCAGCAGAAGCGCUGCGUCGCCGGCGGCGGCGCCGACGCCUGGAGCGCCGCCGGCGGACGCUUCCUCCAAAACAUAUCCUCCGGAGAACACGCUGCGUGCGGGGCCGAAGCAUCCCCACCUGUAGCAGUACAGACUGAGAAAAAUAGUCCCAAUGAAACUGUUAGUCCGACUGCGACCACUCCUCCUCCUCCCUGUGUGUGCCCACACGUUGCCGAAGGUGACUCGAAAAGUUCACCUUCGCCGCCGGUCGUUGUCGUAAAGCCAGAUUCUCGAGGCUUUUAUCAAACUUUGGUUGACGGUGACUCGUCAGAUAGAUCGUCUAACGCGAUAAACCCCAUGCAUAAAUUCGACCCCCUGGACAAUGAAAUCGGUCGAGGGUUGGACGAAAUCAACAUCAUUCCGAGCACUUUGGCAGAAAUCAAUCAACCAGGCCCGAAGCUGCACGCCUCGCAGGAGCGGCCGCACAUUUACACGGCGGACACGUUGGCCGUGGCCGUGGUGGUGGCCAUCGUGGUGGCGCUGGCCAUGGGCUUCACCGCCGGCUUUGCCAUUUCGCGUCGAUGUUGUGGCAGCGACGGCGAGUACGUAUCGACCUAUCGGGACCGGCCCUUUCAGGAGCACCUUAAUAGCUUCCCAGGUCACGACGGAACUCUGAACGACUCGGCGUACCUGCCGCCGUGCACCAACAACAAGCCCAUCAACCUGGUGCUGAACGUGCCGCCCAAGAACGCCAACGGCAAGAACGCCAACUCGUCGGCCGAGAACAAGCCCGUGCAGAAAGUGAAGAAGACCUACAUUUAGUGACAAAUGCGACUGGCCGCGCUCGUUCGCAAGGCGCUGUGCACCAACAAGAUUUCCUAAACAACAAAGUUUUUUAUGAAUGUGCCUGCACACACGAGAGACGAGAUUAUAGAACAAGCCUUUUGAGUCUACAAUUCGCGUUUCCGCAGAAGUUUUAUUUUCAAGGACUUUCCCACCCAGAAGAACAGUCGUCUUAGUGGCAUUCCAAUCGAAACACAGAGACAAAAUUGCGCGGUUGGUUCUAGUUUUCUGCUGCUUGCACUAGGAUUUGUAAACGAAGGCUACUUUAUAAAUAAGACGGGAGCAAAGAAAAAAUAUAUUCGAUUAUUGUGAUUACGGAUGAAAAGUGUUGCAUAAUUAAUAUGAAAAUGGUCAGUUCUGAGAUGUGAGAGUGACUCGCCUGUAAAUAUAUGAGAAUGAAACUCGGUGCAAAUGUGACGCAGGGAAUUUUAGCAGCCCAAAGUUGAAAUUUUUCAUGUGAAUGACUGACUAUUGCUAUAUAAAUAUUGUAAGAUUUCGACGAGAUUGCUUCAUGAUGUAUAUUUUUUCUGGAAUAAUAGUACAAUUUUGAUUUUUACGUUAUACCCCGAGUCCAUUCGAAAGUGCACUCGGCCGCGCAUCUUUUUAAAUAUUUUAUAUCAUUUGUUCCAAAGUGGCGGUCGAGUGGAGAUUCGCAAACGGGAUUCCAGUGAUGAAGCAUGUUGAAGAAAAAAUAUGUAUAAAUAGGCCUAUAAUAAUAUUUCGAGUAUAACAAGGUUGUCGUCAAGAGUAUUAUUAUAGAGGCGAGUUAAAAUAACGGUCAAUGUCAUUUUGUAUAAACAAAAGUAAUAAUUUAUCUCAGCAUACACCUUCCCAACAAAGGAAAACAUUCACUUUUGACAGAGAAAUGCAUUCAAUUUUGAUACGAGAAGUGCUAAACUGUGUUGUAUUCAUUUUGUUCCAAAGAAAUAAUUUUAGUAUGUAAGUUUUCCAGAUUCUGUUUUGUGACCUGGGCUUUUGAAAUAUUUCCAAUUCGAAGAAAGAAAAAACACAAAUAAUUGUGAUCUCUCACUCUCUCUUUCAUUGUAAGAAAAAUACUCACAUCUUUUAUGUCUAAAAUAAAAAAUUAUAUUUUUCUAUAGCCGCAAAAGCCCAGCGCACAAUUCCAGAUUCGAGCUGUUGCGCCCCCUGGCGCGAUCGCUUUUUUAUUUUGAAUGCUCAUUUUUGUUUUAAUUACUGGGCAUCAUAUGUGACUUGGUUUAUCGAAGAUGUAAGUCGUUGAAUAUUACCCUACACUGUAUUGUAUCUUGACUUGCAGGGCGUUUACAAAAUCAUAAUAUAUGCGAUUGCCAAAUUAAGCCUAUAGUGUUUUCAUUCGUGCUAGGUGUUGUCAAAAUAAAAUUCCUCCGUUUUUCGUAAUUCUCGCAAAACAUUUCGCAAAUGAGAUGUUUUUUAUUCAUUCACUGCGUAUGCCUACAGAAAAAAAAACACAAACAUGUUAAUAAAACUAUAAGGAAUACAGAAAGAAACACUGUUCUAUAUUAAGGUGGUAAUGUAAGAUCUCUGCGCUCUUUUGUAUUAAUGUAUUAUAAAAAUGGAUUAUAUAAUUGUGCCCUUCAAGUAAACUCCCUGUAAAAUAAAAUAAAGGAUUUUUAAAAACAA